Messenger RNA from Cryptomeria japonica (Japanese cedar), 2529 nucleotides. Its product is annotated as probable aspartyl aminopeptidase. NCBI's taxonomy places the organism in Eukaryota, Viridiplantae, Streptophyta, Pinopsida, Cupressales, Cupressaceae. Gene Ontology annotation, molecular function: zinc ion binding; aminopeptidase activity. The record is from RefSeq and is a predicted model, not a curated record. The transcript has 11 exons. Gene Ontology annotation, biological process: proteolysis. Bases 121 to 2061 code for a protein of 646 amino acids.
UUAAUUAUUAACUAAGAUUCGUGCAUCUAUUAUUUUCAAUUUAAUUAACCUUUAAAUAUCUUAUCCUUAGCAUUAAGAGACUGCAGAUUAUCACUCGCAUCGAGCAGGGAUUUGUGCUUCAUGACACAUGCAAUGAGACACCUAAACAUUAUUCGCAGUUCGCCAUCUUUACAUCCAUUCCCUUCAAUUUAUCACUCACAUCAUUUAAUCACUAACAGUUUCUCAAUAUUUCUAAAUCCACAAACAACUUUAGCUCUUAACAAGAGAUUUUCAAAAAAAUCUUCCACAUUUCAAAUUUGUGAUACGUUUAAACAGCGGCAAUGGACCAGAUUAAACAACGGUAUCCUUAGUGCAAGGCAGAAGGCUUCUUUUUCUGUAAAAGCAGAGGCAGAAAAUGUAGGCGCAAAAUCCCCCGAGGUAAGCGUGGACGUUGACAGUUCGGCUUCAAUUGUUGAUGGGCUAAUUGAUUUCUUGAACGAGUCUUGGACACAAUUUCAUGCCACAGCUGAAGCAAGGCGAUUGCUACUUGAAGCUGGUUUUAAACAAUUGAAGGAACAAGAUGAAUGGGAUGUACAACCUGGUGGCCGUUACUUUUUUACCCGUAACAUGUCUUGCUUGGUAGCUUUUGCUGUUGGAGAGAAGUAUGUUGCAGGUAGAGGAUUCCAUGCGAUUGCAGCACACACAGACAGUCCUUGUCCAAAGCUAAAGCCAGUGUCAGCUGCAUCCAAGUCUGGGUUUUUGACUGUGAAUGUACAGCCAUACGGAGCUGGUUUGUGGCAUACUUGGUUUGAUAGGGACUUGAGUCUGGCUGGACGAGUUAUAUUAAGAACUGCAAAUGGAGAUCUUUCACACAGGCUUGUUAAAGUGAAACAGCCUGUUCUACGGAUUCCAACACUAGCCAUUCAUCUUAACAGGUUAGUGAACACUGAUGGUUUUAAACCAAAUUUACAAACUCAUUUUAUCCCAGUUCUUGCGUCACAAAUUAAAGAAGAUUUUUGUUCUGUGACUGAUGAGGAAAAUCCUCUUCCACCUUCCCCAAGAAACUCUCAUCAUUCUCUACUGUUACAGGUUUGUCCGUCUGUCUAUCUGUCUCUUUUUUUGAAUUUUCCCGCUCUAGUCAAUGCAAGGAAGUCGUUUUUUCAGCAUGCAAAAAGUAAGCAACGAGGAACAAAUGGAAGAAGAAAGGUUUUGGCAGAAGAGCUUGGAUGCAAUGCUGACGAAAUAGCCGAUUUUGAAUUAAAUGUCUGCGACACUCAACCUAGCUGCUUAGGGGGUGCACGAAAUGAAUUUAUAUUUUCGGGAAGAUUGGACAAUCUUGCUUCCUGCUUUUGUGCCUUGAGAGCUCUUUUGGAUACAUGUUGUUCCCCUGAAGAUCUGUCCAAUGAGCCCUGCAUAAGGAUGGUUGCACUAUUUGAUACUGAAGAGGUAGGAUCAAAUUCAGCAUAUGGAGCAGGUGCACCAACUAUGUUUCAGGCUAUGAAAAGGAUCACUAAAUGUUUGACACAUGGUUCUACAGGAGAGGGUGUAGUUGAACGUGCAAUCCAACAGUCUUUUCUUGUGUCUGCAGACAUGGCACAUGGUGUGCAUCCAAAUUAUUCUGACAAACAUGAGGAUCAUCACAAACCAAAAUUGCAGAAAGGUGUUGUGAUCAAGCAUAAUGCCAAUCAACGCUAUGCAACGAAUGUUGUGACGUCAUUUCUUUUCAAAGAAGUAGCAAAUGCCCAUAAUCUUCCUUGUCAGGACUUUGUUGUGAGGAAUGACAUGGGUUGUGGCUCUACAAUUGGUCCAAUACUGGCGUCUGGAAUUGGCAUUCGCACUGUGGAUUGUGGCAUUCCUCAACUUUCCAUGCAUAGGUGUACAGGUUCAUCAGGAAAAGAUAAGAGCCAUUCUGGAUUGGCCACCACCACGAAAUCUUACAGAUUUGUCAAAGGCUUUUCACAACUUGGGGCACCAUUGACACAUCUUACCAAAAAGGGGGCAUUCCGAUGGAUUGAGGAAGCACAACAAGUUUUUGAGAAACUUAAAGAGCGUGCGGGAAAUGUGUGGCAAAGAAGAUAUUGAUAUUACAUACAAGCAUUUCAAGGCAUUCUAUAAAACCUUUUCUGAUAUAGAUGAUAGGUUGUCUGUUGAUUGUUGAUGACUUCCAUGAAUAUCAUGUUCAUUCACAUCUGUUCACUCAGAAUUCUAUCAUGAGUAGAUAUCUUUUUUCUCGUUACAGUCGGGUAAGUCAUUCCUUUGUGAUUAGAUUGGACUUUUGUUGGUCUUGAUAGUGGUGGAAAAUGCUAAUAAGAGGAACAUCCAAUCAAUAAAAUAACUUGAGUGUUGUCACUUUCAGCUUAUGAUGCUUGAUACACCGAGACAUAUGAUUUCUUCCAUUUGGGGAUCAUCAUUUGGUGCUUUAGUAUAUACCAAUGAAAAACUUUGUUCAAGGAUUCUAGUGAAAAUUUAGUUAUGAUUGCAACCUGGAAUGUUUUUGGAAAAAAUAAUUUAAAUUAAUUUUGAAAUCCAAUAUUUAAUUUUUUGUGUUCC